UGCGGGCGACGACGGGCUGCCAUGAAUUCGAGUAUUUCCCUCUGAUUUGCCGUUCGCGGAGCCGAAGCGAGGGAUGGCUGCGGAAGCCAAGUACAGCAUCAUUCGAGAAGUGGGCCGAGGGAGCUACGGGGUGGUGUACGAGGCCGUCGUUAACCAAACUCGAAGCAAAGUAGCUGUAAAAAGGAUGCACUGUAACGUGCCCGAAAACGUCGAACUGGCUCUUCAAGAGUUCUGGGCCCUUCAGAGCAUCCAGAGGCAACACGAGAACGUGAUCCAGUUGGAGGAGUGUAUCCUGCAGACCGGUCAAGUCUUUCAGCCCAUCAGGCACCGGUACGGGAAAUCGAACAGCCACUUGCUGCUCAUCGAGACCUGUCUGAAGGGGCGGAGGUGCAUGGAUCCCAAAUCCGCCUGCUUCCUCUGGUUCGUGAUGGAAUUCUGCGACGGGGGCAACAUGAACGAGUACCUGCUGUCUCGCAGCCCCGACGCUCAGCUCAACAACAGCUUCAUGCGGCAGCUCAGCAGCGCCGUGGCUUUCCUGCACAGGAACCAGAUCGUUCACAGAGACCUGAAAUCCGACAACAUCUUGAUUUCUCACCAACGGGGAAGCCCCACAGUAAAGGUAGCGGAUUUUGGCCUCAGCAAGGUGUGUCAGGGGAAGGGGAAUGUGAACCAGCAACGCUUCUCCUCUGUGUGCGGGUCAAACUUCUACAUGGCUCCAGAAGUAUGGGAAGGUCACUACACUGCCAAGGCCGACAUAUUCGCCCUUGGGAUCAUUUUCUGGGCUAUGGUCGAGAGGAUCACCUUCCGAGACGGAGAUUCCGAAAAGGAAUUGCUCGGAACUUACGUCUGCCAAGGCAAGGAGCUUAUUCCCCUCGGAGAAGCGUUGCUGGAGAAUCCCAACCUGAAAUUACAAAUCCCUCUGAAGAACAAGAAGUCCAUGCCAGGUGAUCUCUGCAAGCUCCUGCACGACAUGCUGGCUUUUAACCCCAAGGAAAGAUUGGAUGCCUUCCAGCUGGAAGUCCGGAUCCGGCAAAUCUCCUACGGCAAAAAGCGGCAGCGCUCCGUCUCGUGA
Messenger RNA from Apaloderma vittatum (bar-tailed trogon), 1072 nucleotides. RefSeq names its product serine/threonine-protein kinase PDIK1L-like. NCBI's taxonomy places the organism in Eukaryota, Metazoa, Chordata, Aves, Trogoniformes, Trogonidae. The transcript is spliced from 3 exons. Gene Ontology annotation, biological process: axon extension; autophagy; positive regulation of autophagy. The record is from RefSeq and is a predicted model, not a curated record. Gene Ontology annotation, molecular function: ATP binding; protein serine/threonine kinase activity. Gene Ontology annotation, cellular component: autophagosome; cytoplasm. The coding region runs from base 74 to 1072 and encodes 332 amino acids.